GAAGGUUAAAAAGAGACGGCGCACAUGCUCAGAAAUGCUGCACUUGUUCUGUUAGCAGUUUGCAGCGGCCAUUUCAAAGAGACCAUCACAAAGACGAGAGAGAGAGAGAUCAGGGAGAAGCACCCGUUCCCAAGAUGCUGGCACCCUGCCUCCUGAGAAGAGCUGUCCUUACAGUUCCUUUAAUUUUUCUGGUUGCACUGAUCCUCAUGGAGCCCGUUAGAGCUGAUCAAGAAGCAGGAACAGCCAUACCAGCUGAAAGCCGUCCCUGUGUCGAUUGCCAUGCGUUCGAGUUCAUGCAGAGGGCUCUGCAGGAUUUAAAGAAGACAGCAUAUAAUCUAGACACACGGACAGAAACACUGCUUCUUCAGGUGGAAAAAAGAAAUCUGUGUGACUGUGUAACUGCAAAUCUGCUAAACUGAAUCCUGGAGGCCAGCCAAGGAGUGUCACCUGUUCAGCGGUUUUUAAAAUGUAGCUAUAUAAAAUACAGCUUUCUGGAGUUCAUUUUGCAAGCAUGUAUGCCCCAAUGUACUGAGGAAAUUGGAGGGUUGUGUCUUAUGUGUUUGUUUGUUCUGUUUUAUGUUUUUAAAUAGUCCUCUCUCUUCACAUCCACUGGGUUGCCAGUAAAGGCUGAGUUCAAUAAAUUUGGUACUUGGUAUCAGAAUGGGGGAAACAUCUACUUGCUUUGCUUUUUAAAUCAGAGUUGGCCAAGCGUAACCCACAGGGUAAAUAUGGCCAGCAGUGUUCUAGAGACGCUUGCAGCUGAUUUUUGUCUCUAAUGUCAACGUAUCUCUGUGGCAACAUACCCAAUUAUGCUGAGAAGGGGACUUGUGGUCUCUGUAGGUUUUGCCUCUUUGUUAAAGAUGACGGAAGUCCUCUUUGCUUGUUAUGUGCACUGUGACCACAUUCAGACAUGUUGUGGGUCUGUCAGCUGUAAUGAGGUAUGUGUCAGGAGGAGGUACGUGUGUGGUACUUGGACCACAAUGGCCUAUAUCCUAGUAUGGAGUUUUCUGGUAUCCUGGGUAAGAAUAUCUUCUUUUUUAAUUAAAACCUUGCAUUUCUUCCUCUUCUCCUCCUGGACAGUCCAUUUUAAAACCACUGUAUCUAUGAACAGCUCUACCUUAGCAGGUUCAAUGGCUUGUAUCGAAAAGUGUGGAAGAUAUUAUUGAAUACUGGCUACGUGACAAGGGGCAUGAGAACAAGUUCA
Molecule: messenger RNA, 1204 nt
Organism: Struthio camelus australis
Lineage: Eukaryota; Metazoa; Chordata; Aves; Struthioniformes; Struthionidae
Product: NELL2-interacting cell ontogeny regulator 1
Source: RefSeq, a predicted model, not a curated record